Hordeum vulgare subsp. vulgare (domesticated barley) is the source of this 2229-nucleotide messenger RNA. RefSeq lists its product as uncharacterized. The record is from RefSeq and is a predicted model, not a curated record. NCBI's taxonomy places the organism in Eukaryota, Viridiplantae, Streptophyta, Magnoliopsida, Poales, Poaceae. Gene Ontology annotation, cellular component: plasmodesma; plasma membrane. The transcript is spliced from 8 exons. The coding region runs from base 303 to 1943 and encodes 546 amino acids.
CCGCCCUUCCGCCAUUACCCAGCUCCACCAACAACGUGGCGCAGCAACGGGAGCAGAGCAGAUAGAGAAAGAGGGGCAAAGAGGGGGAUCGACAAGGACGACUAUCGCGGAUGGCCGGCACGAUGUGAUUUCUCCGUGGCGGGGGAAGGAAAUCUCAGGGAGCCAGCAAGCAACGGCUCGCCACGGAGCUCGCUCGACCGCCCGGUCUCCGCCCGGUCAAGGUUCCGUCCCGUCGAAUCGCAUCCGCGCGCGAGCUGAUCGAGCGGGAUACAAGGCCCAUACGCGUUGCCACCCGGAAGGGCAUGGCGCUGGCCGCCGCCGCGUCGUCGGUCGGCGUCGCCUCCGUCGCUCUGCUCUUGCUCCUCAUCGCCAAUGCCUCGGCUUCCGACGCUAGUUUGGAGGGCAGGCGCGCCUUGCCAGGUCGCGAGACGAUUCACCUUGAGCCAAUCGUCUUUGCAGAAAGAAAAGCAAUAGUGGGCUCGUCGCCGUGGAGGAGAUCGGCGGAGGAGACCCCGCCGCCGCCGGCGAACAACUCGCUGGUGCUGGCGGCGGGGAGGACCCACCGGAGCGACCCGAGCGCGAAGCUGACCAUGUACGGCGGCGGGUGGAACAUCAGCGAGACGCAUUACUGGGCUUCCGUGGGCUACACCGGCUUCCCGCUCUUCCUGCUCGCCGUCGUCUGGUUCGUCGGCUUCGGGGCCGUCAUGCUCGUCAUCUCCUGCUGCUGGUGCUGCUGCUGCUUCUGCCGGGACCGGACCGACCGCUACUCGCCCACCUCCUUCAAGACCUCCCUCAUCCUCCUCGUCAUCCUCACCAUCGCCACCAUCGUGGGGUGCCUGGUGCUGAACGCCGGGCAGCAGGCAUUCCACGCGAGCACGAUCAACACGGUGGACUACGUGGUGGGGCAGGGCAACCUGACGGUGGACAACCUGAGGAACUUCGCGGGGAGCCUGGCCGCCGCCAAGAACAUCGGCGUGGAACAGAUCUUCCUCCCCGUCGACGUGCAGCGCAAGAUCGACGCCGUCGAGGAGAAGCUCAACUCCUCCGCCAACGAGUUCUCCACCCGCAUCGUCCACAACUCCGACAAGAUCAAGAACGUCGUCGACAAGAUGCAGUACUACCUGAUGGCUGUCGGAGUUAUCAUGUUUGGCCUUGCGGUGCUCGGACUCAUGUUCUCCGUGCUGGGGCUGCAGUUUCUCGUCUCCCUGCUGGUGAUCGCCGGAUGGGUGCUGGUCACCGUCACGCUGAUGAUGGCCGGCGUCUUCGUCCUCCUGCACAACGUGGUGGGUGACACGUGCGUGGCCAUGGACGAGUGGGUGACGCACCCGCAGGACCACACGGCGCUGGACGACAUCCUCCCGUGCGUGGACGUGGCGACGGCGAACGAGUCGAUGCACCGGAGCGAGGAGGUGACGGCGCAGCUGGUGGCGCUGGUGAACAACGUCAUCGUCAACAUCUCCAACCGGGACUUCCCGCCGGGGCUGGAGCCGCUCUACUUCAACCAGUCGGGCCCCCGCAUGCCGGUGCUCUGCAACCCCUUCAAGCCGGACAUGAGCCAGCGCCAGUGCGCCCCCGGCGAGGUCGACUUCAGCACGGCGUCGGGGGAGUGGAAGAAGUUCCAGUGCCAGGCGACGGGCCCCGCCGGGAAGGAGCUGUGCACGACGGCGGGGCGGGUCACGCCGGCGGCCUACAACCAGAUGACGGCGGCGGCGAGCAUCAGCAGGGGGCUGUACGAGUACGGGCCGUUCCUCAUGCAGCUCCAGGACUGCACCUUCGUCCGGGAGACCUUCUCCUCCAUCAGCGUCAACAACUGCCCCGGCCUCAGGCACUACAGCAGGAUCGUCUACGACGGCCUCGUCGUCAUGUCCGGCUCCGUCAUGCUCUCCAUCGUCUGCUGGAUGGUGCACACCAGGCAGCGCCGCCGGCGCGCCCGCAGCGGCUAGCAGGUGUGAUUCUGAAUCUCAACAUCCCACCACGGCUCCCCAUCGAGCGGAGGUGGAAGCCGGUUCCUCGUCGGAUCGGAUCGGAUCGAUGUUGUCCUAACCGUACGGCUGGCCGCGGCUAUGUGCACGACGUCUCAUCGAUCUGAUUGCAGCUGUGUACAUAUAUGGAUUGUGCAUGAUGGAAAAGCGAAGUAUGGUUGCUUUCACGAAUUUGCGUAUUUUUUCAUUCUCACAACCCACGAGGAAAAAUAGACUGUAAUUACUCGAAAAUUCUAAACAUACGGAG